CCCGCCGUGCCCGGCGCUGCCGCCCGCCGGCCCCCGGCACCCCGCAGCACCGGCUCCGGCUGCGGGAAAUGGCGAAAUAGCGGGAACCGGUGGAGGAGAGGGGACAGAGCCGGCGGCUAUGACACCUGCUCACAGCUGAGGCGAGGGGGCCGAAGCCAGCGGCUGGGAGCCUGACCUCGAUUUGUCUGGGGGGCUGCAGGCAGAGAGGCAGAGCCCAUGAGCUGAGGAAAUAAGCAGCAGGAGGAUUCGGGGCAGCAGCAGCAGGAGCAGCACAGGACCCCCCUUUUCCUGCCGCCGCCGGAUCCCCGGCACUGCCCCGCCGAGACCUGCGGAGUUGGGGGCUGCCCGGCGCCUGCCGCCCUGGCACGGAGGCUGCGGAGCGGAGCGGCGGGGGGCUGCUGUCUAUGUCGUGUGGAGAAAUCUGGUGGAUUUGGUUCUCGCUCUUGGAGGAAGAGCCCGGCGCCGGCACUUGGCUGCGUGGUGGUUUUUGGAGGGCGAAGGAAGGGAUCUCGGCUGAGCCGUGCGGAGGCAGCGCUCGGACAUGAGUUGUCAGCACAUCUGGGGAAUACCGGCUGCGGGUCCGAACGGGAAUUUGCUGGGAUCGUUCAAACUGCGAUAUUGAUCUUUGUUGUUUUUUUUCGCCGAGGGAUGCACUUGGCAUGAGAAUCAGAGGAUGGAAAUUGUUUGGGAGGUGCUUUUUCUUCUGCAAGCGAAUUUCAUCGUCUGCAUUUCAGCUCAACAAAAUUCACCAAAAAUCCAUGAAGGCUGGUGGGCUUACAAGGAGGUGGUGCAGGGAAGCUUUGUUCCAGUGCCCUCCUUUUGGGGUUUGGUGAACUCAGCCUGGAACCUGUGCUCUGUUGGGAAAAGGCAGUCACCUGUCAAUAUUGAAACCAGCCAUAUGAUUUUUGAUCCCUUCCUAACUCCACUUCGCAUAAACACAGGGGGAAGAAAGGUCGGCGGGACCAUGUACAACACGGGCAGGCACGUGUCGCUGCGGCUAGACAAGGAGCACCUGGUCAACAUCUCCGGGGGGCCCAUGACCUACAGCCACCGCCUGGAGGAGAUCCGGUUGCACUUCGGCAGCGAGGACAGCCAGGGCUCCGAGCACCUCCUCAACGGCCAGGCCUUCUCCGGGGAGGUUCAGCUAAUCCACUACAACCACGAGCUGUACACGAAUGUCACAGAGGCUGCCAAGAGUCCCAACGGGCUGGUGGUGGUUUCCAUAUUUAUGAAGGUGUCUGAGUCAUCAAACCCAUUUCUAAACCGAAUGCUGAACAGAGACACCAUAACCAGAAUAACCUAUAAAAAUGAUGCAUACUUGCUACAGGGGCUUAACAUCGAGGAGCUGUAUCCCGAGACGUCCAGCUUCAUCACGUACGACGGGUCAAUGACCAUCCCGCCCUGCUACGAGACAGCGAGCUGGAUCAUCAUGAACAAGCCUGUCUACAUAACCAGGAUGCAGAUGCAUUCCUUACGCCUGCUCAGCCAGAAUCAGCCAUCCCAGAUAUUCCUGAGCAUGAGCGACAACUUCCGGCCGGUCCAGCCCCUCAACAACCGCUGCAUCCGAACCAACAUCAACUUCAGUUUACAGGGAAAAGACUGCCCAAACAAUAGAGCACAGAAACUACAGUAUAGAGUAAACGAAUGGCUCCUGAAGUAAGGCAGGCAGAGCAGGCAGAAGCCAUCAGCUCAGUGGACGGGACACAACCUGGACUGCAGCCUCCCUCUGCGGGCUGCGGCAGCAGCGCGGUGAGAAGAGAGCUGCCAGGGGGGAACUCAGCUCACACUUCAUUCAUGUGGUCGGUGAUCAUUAAACACAGCCGAGUCAAAAGACAGUCUGGCAGUAAAUGUGAUUACAAUUUUGAUACCGUUUUCCUGAACUAAUUUAGCUUCACAAAGAAAGACUUUUCAGCCUUUGUACAUAGGAAAUUCUUCCUCCUUCUCCCCUUCCCUCAAACUAAACAUAAAACUUAAAAAAAAAAAAAGAGUUAAACAAAGGACAGACAAAAAGGUGGCUGGGUGCAGCACCAAAGUGGAGUUGUGUUCUGUGUGCCAAGUAAUCCUUGGAAAGCUCUCAUCAUUUCACUACCAUUCAUGGGUACUGACAAGGCAGUGCAAGAAGACUGCAGAGGAAACUUAUUUCUAGGUUAUGAUCUUUCUGCUCACUGAAUGAAAAAGGGACAGACUCCGAGAGAUAAGUGUUGUAAAUAUAUCACUGCAGAGCAGCAAAGGAAGCUGAGCUAUCUCCCUCUUUGUCACAUAUCUGUAGUAGGCUUUGCCAAGACCAGAAGUGAUCCAUUCUCUGUUUCUUGUUUUACAGCGGGUCAGGCCUUGUGUCGGUCCUACCGACGGCUCAAUAACUGUGUUUAACAAGUUCAUUUAGGAACCUUGCUUUGAUUUACUUUUGCUUUCUACAGCUGGUGGCUGCACUGUUUGGGGCUUUGGGUUAGUUUUGCUGUUUUCUUUUAUCUUUCUUUUCUUUUUUCCUUCCCCUCUUCCCCCCAUUCACUUAGCUGCAGCCACCUUAAGUGAGUUGCUAGCAGUGGAGAAUGCACUUAGAGCUGGUACCACUGCAACUCCACCUUAUGGUCCGUUGCUGGCAGGAGCUGGACUCAGAACAGAAAGCAGUUGAAAGGUAUCUCAGUUUGAAACCCUCAUUUUCCCUCCUGACUCAUUACUGGGAGAAACAAAUCCGCCGCCGUCAGGCGGUGGUGAAAAGGGAUCCUUGCAGCUGCAGCGGGAGCUGGCCGAGUGGAAUGAAUGCCUUUUCUCUUGUUUCUAAUGGUCAUUCACUGUGUUUGGUUACUGUCAAGAGCUCAAUAAAUGUGUUUAACAAGUUCA
Molecule: messenger RNA, 2841 nt
Organism: Pogoniulus pusillus (Red-fronted tinkerbird)
Lineage: Eukaryota; Metazoa; Chordata; Aves; Piciformes; Lybiidae
Gene: CA10
Product: carbonic anhydrase 10
Exons: 10
Coding region: 674-1660 (328 amino acids)
Molecular function (GO): zinc ion binding; carbonate dehydratase activity
Source: RefSeq, a predicted model, not a curated record